Messenger RNA from Blepharisma stoltei, 204 nucleotides. The record is from the annotation of a GenBank genome assembly. Lineage: Eukaryota; Ciliophora; Heterotrichea; Heterotrichida; Blepharismidae.
AUGGCGGUAGAAAAAGAAAGAAAAUUGAUAAACUAUUCAAUAUAUACUUCGCUUUCAAAAGAGAGCAUGAGCAUGUGGGAAAAAAAUGCCAUUAAACUUCUUAUUAGAGAAAACUAUAAUUUCAAUGAGGCAUCAUAUAGAAGACUUAAUAUCGUAAUCAAUACUCAUUUGAAAUGGCAUUUAUAUAUGAAUUUUCAAGUUUAA